UGCACACAAGAAAAUGUGUCUUGCGUAGGCCAUAUUAUAUAUAUAUAGUAAUAACGAGAUGUGGACGUGAGUAAUGAUUCCAGUAGUUUUAUGCUCCAAUACUAUUUCCCUCGCUCACUGAUGAUUAAAAGGAAUUUAAAAACACAAACGUAUUGUUGCCAAAUAUCGCAGAGGACGUUAUAAUGAGAUCCUGUUUUUCUGGCAAAUGUGCGUUUAUUUUUUUAGCGCUCAGUUAUUUGAAACAAAUAACGCCUUUGUCCGGAACAGUAUCACAGACUGGAGACGGGUUUUUUAAAGUGUUCCAAAAUAGUACCAUCCUAAAAGAAGAAAGAGUGAAGAAUUUUAAGUCAAAGAAACAUAGAGCACACAUGGUCUCUAAAAGGGCCACAGUUGCAGGCAAAGCACGUGAAAAUGACUUGGAACGACAGUCGAGACCGCAGAAACGUCACAUUGGACGCAAUUUGAAAUAUAGGUAUCGUAAAAGAUACAGAAAUAACCACGAGGAAAAAGUUAAUCCAUAUUCAACCAGAAUUUCCCACAAUACCCAAAGGCUUCGACAUAACUUUCAAAAGACAUUUAUUUCAAAAAAAUUAAAAAAUAAUAGAAAAACAAAAAUAAAAAACUUGUUUAAAGAAAGAAGUUCAAGAAAGAAAAUUUCAAUGAGUUUCCCACGAGGAAAAAAGCAAGAAAAGCUGUUUCGAAAAGUGUUGGACCACUCCAAAUCAAUUGGCGCGUACAUGGGAUAUAAAAAUAGAUUGAAAAGUCAUCACCUACUAACACACAGCAUUGUCCACUCGGCGCAAAGAUUUCGACUUUUAAAACUGAAAGGAGGGACGAAUCAUGAACACAGUCGUCAGAAUGGGCCGAACAGACUAGACCACAAAGGUAUACAUAGCGAAUUUGCAAGAAGAGGACCUAAAGAAAACAAUAAGCAUCAUUUUUUGCCAGUUGGACGGAAAAAACGUAAAAACCAUUUUGAGAGAGGUUUUACAACUCCAUUGAAACAUCGUGCCAAAAUGCGAUUUGCCAACCAUAAGACAAUAAUAAACCGCAAGAAAAUUUUCCGCAAAAGUAGGAAAAAAGUAGAUUUAAAAAUAUCAAAACCCAACAAAAUAAAUAAGAGAAGAAAACACAUAAAACAAAGAUGUCACCAAAAUUGUCCUGGCCGAAAUUCUAAAGCGAAUAAACGCCAGAAGAAAUGGUCUUUCAUCCAGGGGGACCACGUGGUAUCUAGAAGUAAGAAGGGCAAAAGGUACCCAUUUUGGCAUAAGUGGCUGAGAUUUACUUUGUCAAGAAAAUACAGCAAAAAGAGGCAUUUAAGAUGCCGUCUACCUGGAGAUUUGUGCAAGAAUUUGCGUAAUAGACACGGAGAUAUAAAUACCAGAAACAAGAUUUAUAACAAAAAGAAUGAACACGUUAAGAAAACAAGCCGAAAAAAGGACAUAAGUACACAAAAAGACGAGCACGGAUUAUUUAAAACUAUGGUAAGAGACAUUGCAAAAAACCAACACCGAAACUCGGACAAAAAACCAAGUAAACAUAGAAUUAAAAGUAAGAAUCUAUUAAAAAAUGAAAAUAAAGGUACGAAAUCGUUUCAUCACAGAAAUCAUGGACGGUUUCAGCAUUCUGAAAAAGUGGACGAUAAUCACGGUCAUGUUUACUGCGAACAUAGUAAGAAGAUUAUUAGAAAAAUGAUUUAUCAAAUGAAUAAAGCACUACGAAGAUCCAUGAUACUUGCUAAAAUUAUUGGGAAAAAAUUUGGAAUCGACGAUAAGACGAUUGAGGCAUUAUUAAUAAAAGAAGAGGAUAAAAUAUCGAGAAAUUUUAUCAACGUUAAAAAGAAACAUUAAAAGGGCAAAUAUAAGGAGAAGGCAGCAACAACUGUAAAAAUUCGAUUCCCUUGACAAGAAAAGAAAUGCCUCGUCAUGGUUGAUAAUACUCGAUUAAGCAACCAAUUUAUUUAAUUUACCACAAUUGAAACAGAGAAAAAGUGUAUGUGCAAGGAGUUUUAUGGUGUUAAGGUACUCGUGAUGCCAAAGGAUUAAGCUUUCUUAUUCAUUUAGAGGCAUGUUUAUUCAUUUUUUAAAAGAUAUUAAAGUUGGUGGGAUAAAUAAUAACCAAUACAAUUUUUUUCACGCAAAUACAUAAGAAUACAUAUGGGAAGCUUUUAUUUUCAUGUGUAACUUCAUGAGUUCACUACUGUAGCUGUACUAAAAGCAAUGUUUAUCAACUA
Molecule: messenger RNA, 2233 nt
Organism: Dendronephthya gigantea
Lineage: Eukaryota; Metazoa; Cnidaria; Anthozoa; Malacalcyonacea; Nephtheidae
Exons: 4
Coding region: 183-1850 (555 amino acids)
Source: RefSeq, a predicted model, not a curated record